Molecule: messenger RNA, 2988 nt
Organism: Astyanax mexicanus (Mexican tetra)
Lineage: Eukaryota; Metazoa; Chordata; Actinopteri; Characiformes; Acestrorhamphidae
Gene: rchy1
Product: ring finger and CHY zinc finger domain containing 1
Exons: 8
Coding region: 25-846 (273 amino acids)
Biological process (GO): protein ubiquitination; ubiquitin-dependent protein catabolic process
Cellular component (GO): nucleus
Molecular function (GO): zinc ion binding; ubiquitin protein ligase activity
Source: RefSeq, a predicted model, not a curated record
GGGGGGGGGGCUAUAUAAGUAAUCAUGGCUGCAGAAGCGGGCUGUGAGCAUUAUGUUCGGAGCUGUUUGCUGAAAGCGCCCUGCUGUGGGAAGUUUUACGUGUGUAGACUCUGCCAUGAUGCUGAGGAGAAUCAUCAGAUGGACCGCUUUCAGGUUAAAGAGGUCAGGUGUGCAGUGUGUCACGCUGUUCAGCAGGCGCAGCAGGUGUGUGAAGCCUGCGGGGUGAAGUUUGGGGAGUAUUACUGUGAUAUCUGUCACCUGUUUGAUAAAAACAAGAAGCAGUAUCACUGUCAGCCCUGUGGAAUCUGCAGGAUCGGUCCGAGAGAGAAGUACUUCCACUGUUUGAAGUGUAAUUUAUGUUUAGUCAGUGAUCUUCAGGGGAACCACAAGUGUGUGGAGAACGUGUCCAGGCAGAAUUGUCCUGUAUGUAUGGAGGACAUCCACACGUCCAGGAUCGGAGCCCACGUCCUGCCCUGCGGUCACCUGCUGCACAAAACCUGCUUUGAGGAAAUGUGCAAAACUGGAGCGUACCGCUGUCCCCUGUGCAUGCACUCUGUGUGGAAUAUGGAGGAGUACUGGGAGCAGAGAGAUAAGGAGAUCGCCCAGUCCCCCAUGCCCCCGGAGUACCAGAACGCUACAGUAAAGAUCCUGUGUAACGACUGCCAGAACCACUGUACCGUUCCCUUCCACGUUUUGGGGAUGAAGUGCAGCAGCUGUGGCUCCUACAACACAGCGCAGGACGGGGGUCUGAUACAGCCUCCAGAACAACCAGCACCACAACAACCUCAACCUCUACCACAGCAACCACCACAGCAACCUGCUGAACCCGAAUCAGAAACUCAAUGACCAGAGGAACUUUAGACUUCCUCUAAUUAUUUCUCCUCACUUCCUCUUCCUUUAUUAUUAUCCUCCACUGAUUUCUGUUCCACCUUAAAUACUGAAGCAGAGUGUAACUGCUGCUGCAUUUAAGGUGGAAUGGAAAAAAAGAAAACAUGGAAAAAGACGCUAAUUUCAGCUCCUGUUCGGGUUUGUUGAGUACUUUAAAGGAACACUCUAAAAGUUUUAGUCUAAUCUCUAUCUGCUCCCUCUGUAGUGUACCAUCAGUUACCACUUAUAACAGUUUCAACACCUUUCCUUAUGCCUGGUUUACACUACACUACUUUCACUACUACCUUUACAGCAUCUCACCAUUAUGAUGGUAUCACAAUACUGUGAUUCUGUGAUACAAGAUACUUCACAGCAUCUGAGUUACUGAAGAGGAUAAAAUGCUCCUAAAUAAUCAAAUACCAUUGCAUUUAUAUGGAUUCAUGGGUGUCAGUUUCACACAAUUUAUUCAGUUGUUUAUAGUGCCACACUGUGGAGAAAUUGAGCAGAAAUUACUGAGUCUAUUUAGGGGGCGGAGCUUAUCGCAUUUAAUAAAAAUAUCCAUAUUUGAUGCCAUGUGUACAUAAAUUAAAAUAAAAAAUGAAACAAUUUGAUAUAUUGUGAUAUCGAUACAUUGUCCCCCCCCCCUAUUUCACACUAAAACUUCACGAUUUGUAAUCACAACAGUUACUGAAGAGGAUAAUACUCAUAAAUAAUCAAAUUAUGGAAUUAGUGGUCUCAGUUUCACAGAAUUUAUUAAUUUGAUUAUAGCGCCACCCUGUGGAGUAGUGAAGCAGUACCUUUAAUAAGUCUAAUUGGGGGCCGAGUAACCAUAUUUGAUGCCACUUGUUAAUAAAGGUUUAAAAAAAGAAAAUGAUAUGAUAUAUCCUGAUAUCGAUACAUUGUCCCACCUCUACUAAUGGGGAAUAUUUUAGUGGGUGUGGUUUAGAUGACAGUAACGACUAAUCAGAACCAUGGGCCACAAAUUACCUCACGAAUUACAGUCUUUCACCAGAAGGAACACACCAUGAGUCUCCAAAAUAGCAGUACUUGUACUUUAUAAUAUAUAUUUCAUGUAUAUUGUAAUGUAUAUUUAAUGUAAACUACAUAAUGGUCUAUUGAAUCAUAUUAAAACUGAUUUUAGAUGUGUUACAGUAUAAUUGUGGUGAUAAACCUGAUGCUACAGAUACAGCAGAUAGAGAUUAGACUCAUUUAAGACACUUUUAAGAUUAAAGCCCCUCCCACCUUUCUCUGUGUAUCACUACCACCAAUCUGCUUUCAGACCCAUUUUGAUGACAUACCUCCUUUAUUCAGAUCUGAGCAACACUACCCCUCUAGGCCUGAGUGUGUGUGUGUGUGAUAUUAUCCUUAAUCACAUGUAUAAACAUUAAGUUGCUCCUUAUUUACAGAUUAAACUAUUAGUGUGUGUGUGAUUGCAAUAAAUUAUAAUGGGAGAUUUGAUAUUUAAUGAGCAGAACUGGAUUAAAACUGAAUUGCUGUAAAUUUCAGUUUGGGCUUUAAUUCAGAUUAUAUGGACACCUACUGUAUAUGUGAAAUUUAGGGGAAUUUUGGUGUGAUAUUUACAGACUGAUUUAUUUGCAGUGGUGGUGAAUGGAAACAGGCAUUGGUCACAAGCUAACCAGACUGUUUUUAAAAUACAGCUUUGGAAAAAAAUAAGAGACCAUUUUAAACCUCUGGAAUAUAAUCAAGAGGAAGAUGGAUGAUCACAAACCAUCAAACCACCAAACUGAACUGCUUGAAUUUUUGCACCAGGAGUAAAGCAGCAUAAAGUUAUCCAAAAGCAGUGUGUAAGACUGGUGGAGGAGAACAUGAUGACAAGAUGCAUGAAAAAAAAUAAAAACCAGGGUUAUUCCACCAAACUUUAAUCAAAAUCUGUGGGGGCGGAGCUUAGAACUUUAGAUGUUCUAUUUCUAUUCAUCACCACUCUACUGACUGUGUGAGAUUAUCUACAGUAGAUCCCGAUCUGAAAGGCUUGUUGGAGUUUGUUCUGAUUGUAUAUUCACUUUAACCAAUUACACAAUUCAGCUCUGCUGCUCAAAUGUGGUUAAAUAAUGUGGUUUAAACAAAUCAUUAUUACAUUAAAAAAUAAAAACGUUGAAUGCU